This is a messenger RNA of Lottia gigantea (owl limpet), 1348 nucleotides long. RefSeq lists its product as hypothetical. Gene Ontology annotation, molecular function: metal ion binding. NCBI's taxonomy places the organism in Eukaryota, Metazoa, Mollusca, Gastropoda, Lottiidae. Bases 94 to 1110 code for a protein of 338 amino acids. The record is from RefSeq and is a predicted model, not a curated record. The transcript has 7 exons.
UGAGAGUUCAUUUUAUGCUAUGACUGGAGAGAGAAACUGAGAAAGUUUAUCUGCAACUUCCGAUAGCUCCCUUAUACGGGCAAUUGAGUGAAAAUGGCAAUGGCUGGGCCAGGAGUCGUGCCAACAGCUGUGUGUCGUUUUUAUAGAACAAGUACCGGUUGUAGAUUUGGUGAUAGAUGUUGGUUUCGUCAUUCUGAUGGUGGUGACAAUUCCCCAUUAACCACUGGCACCAAUCCAGGAUCUACUAGAAUGUGUCGAUUUUUUCUAUCACCAACUGGAUGUAGAUAUGGUAAUUCUUGUCAUUUUCGACAUAUUACCCCAGAAUCUGAUGAACGUGAUAUUCAGGAGCUGUCUACUACUAUGAUGAGUGGUUUGAUUAUAGCUGGUAAUAUAGAUGAUAAUGAUUAUGAUGAAUAUGAUAAUGAUGAGAAUAAUAAUACUAGUAAAGAUGAUUCUCUAAGUUCACCAUUAUUAGACGAUGGGAAAGAAGAUGAAGAAGGGGAAGAGAGAACUGUUACUUGUGGUGAAUGUAAAGAAGUGAUAACCAGUAAGAAUGUAAGAAAAGCUUUAACCAGACAUUACAUGUCAAUGUUUCUAGCCUUUGAUAAACCUCAUACUCAGUUUAUUAGUCAAGAUUGGAGGUUUUACAGAGAAGUUAUGUGUGAUACAUGCUUUAUACCAUUUGAUAACUCACUGUCAAUGUUUCGUCAUAUUUGUGAUAAAUCUAAGUUAAAGAAGAGAGAUGGUCCUGAACAUAGAUUAGACUUACAGUCAAUCGUUCAUGAAUUUGUUACUAGGGAUCUUGGUGAAGGUGAUGAUAAAGUCGUCACAUUUAAGCAAAUGAUAAUGGCCUUGCUGACAGAAGAUGAUGUUAAUGAUGAUGAGGGAAACUUUAAUCCUGAGGAUGUUGAAUUUUAUGGACGACCAUUACGACAAACAAGUACCCUUGAAAAAGCCAAAAAUCUAGUGAAGCAUCAAGCUCUGGAUGAUGAAAGAGCUGAGAAUUUUGGAUUUACUGAAGAUGAAGUCAUGGAGUUAUUAUGCCAAGGAAUUAAACCAUGGGAUCCAGAUGCAUAUGAUGCUCUUAAUGUCUUGUAUGAUUAUCAUUAAGAUAAGCAUGUGCUAUCCACUUUACAACUGAUACAACAAAGUGAUUCAUGACAUUAUUUCCUUUGUCUGAUUUGAUUGAGGAAAAACUUGCUGGCAAGAACCAGGAACGAAUGAAUUCAGCUGAAUUUUUUCUGAAUGUGCUAACAACUCAAUGAAAUGUAUAAUUUGUUAAGAUAUAUUUUGAAGUUCUAGUCAUCCUUAUUUAUGACAUAAUAAAAUUUUCUAAUUUCUAAUCAUA